AAAGAGUGUAGCCGACUUCGUGAAGCAGUGGCCGGCACCGUUCUUCUGGCUAUUUGGUCGCGGACAAGGCAAACUGUAGCGCGACUACCGUCGCGUAGGCUCUUUGAAACGGGAGGCGGCGGAGUCAGCCGACAUAUACCUCCGUAG
Pyricularia grisea is the source of this 147-nucleotide messenger RNA. RefSeq lists its product as uncharacterized. The record is from RefSeq and is a predicted model, not a curated record. The transcript has a single exon. The annotation marks the transcript as partial. Lineage: Eukaryota; Fungi; Ascomycota; Sordariomycetes; Magnaporthales; Pyriculariaceae.